This is a messenger RNA of Manis javanica (Malayan pangolin), 4888 nucleotides long. It is a transcript of the gene LRCH2, whose product is annotated as leucine rich repeats and calponin homology domain containing 2. The record is from RefSeq and is a predicted model, not a curated record. Gene Ontology annotation, cellular component: cytoplasm. Lineage: Eukaryota; Metazoa; Chordata; Mammalia; Pholidota; Manidae. Gene Ontology annotation, molecular function: protein binding.
CAUGGCGGCGAGUCAGGGAGGUGGUGUUAACAGUGGGGGCGGCGGUUGUGGUGGAGGUGGAAGUGGCGGUGGCGGUGGCGCGGCCGGAGGGGGAGGUGGCGGAACCGGAGGGGGAGCCGGCGGCGGGACACUGCUGGUGCCCAUCCCGGUACCGACUCUUUUCGGUCAGUCGUUCCCCAAUGGGCCGCAGUGGAACCCGGGGAGCCUCCAGCCUCAGCACACUGUGAGGAGCCUGGACCGGGCCCUGGAGGAGGCGGGCAACUCCGGCAUCCUGGGCCUCAGUGGUAGGAAACUCCGAGACUUCCCGGUCAGUGGCUACGACCUGACGGACACCACCCAAGCAGAUCUUUCAAGAAAUCGUUUUACAGAAAUUCCUUCUGAUGUCUGGUUAUUUGCACCUCUUGAAACAUUAAAUUUAUAUCAUAAUUGCAUCAAAACCAUUCCUGAAGCCAUUAAAAACCUACAGAUGUUAACAUACCUUAACAUUAGUCGAAAUCUUUUAUCAACAUUGCCAAAAUACCUAUUUGAUCUUCCUCUUAAAGUUUUGGUCAUCAGUAAUAAUAAACUGGUAUCCAUUCCAGAAGAAAUUGGGAAGUUAAAAGAUUUGAUGGAAUUGGAUAUUAGCUGCAAUGAGAUUCAGGUCCUUCCCCAACAAAUGGGAAAAUUGCAUUCACUUAGAGAGCUAAAUAUAAGAAGAAAUAAUCUUCAUGUGUUGCCAGAUGAAUUAGGAGAUCUUCCCUUAGUCAAGCUGGAUUUCUCUUGUAAUAAAGUGACCAAAAUUCCAGUUUGUUACAGGAAGCUGCAUCACUUGCAAGUAAUAAUUUUGGAUAACAAUCCAUUGCAAGUACCACCAGCACAGAUAUGUUUAAAGGGUAAAGUACACAUCUUUAAAUACUUAAAUAUUCAAGCAUGUUGCAGAAUGGAUAAGAAACCAGAUUCUCUGGAUCUUCCACCAUUGAGUAAAAGAAUGCCCUCCCAGCCUCUCACAGACAGUAUGGAAGACUUUUAUCCAAAUAAAAAUCAUGGCCCUGACUCUGGAAUUGGAAGUGAUAAUGGAGAGAAACGAUUAUCUACAACGGAACCAUCAGAUGAUGACACAAUCAGCUUUCACUCUCAAGUCUCAGAAUCAAACAGAGAGCAGACAUUAAGAAAUGAUAAUCACUCAAUAGGAAGUAAACCUGAUUCUCAGAAAGACCAGGAGGUGUAUGAUUUUAUUGACCCCAAUACAGAAGAUGUAGCAGUUCCUGAGCAAGGAGAUGCACAUAUUGGAUCGAUUGUCCCUUUACUUAAGGGAAAAGAAAAAGGUCUUGAAAAAUCUCAGAAAAAUGAAGAAUUGGGAGAUGAAAAAAGACUUAUGGAAGAACAGCUACUUGCCGAGGAAGACGAUGAUGAUGUGAAGGAAGUAACUGAUUUGAGGAAAAUUGCUGCUCAACUAUUGCAGCAAGAGCAGAAGAACAGAAUUCUUAAUCAUUCAACUUCUGUCCCAAGAAACAAGCCAAAACAAACUGUGGAAUGUGAAAAGAGUGUUUCAGCAGAUGAAGCUAAUUCACCAUUAUCACCCCUUACAUGGCAGGCCUUAGAAAAUCCGAAGGAUCGAAUAGGUGAACAACACUGGCCAGAAUCUCACCCUAUAAUCUGGCAGAGUGAAGAAAGGAAGCGGAGCAAACAGAUUAGAAAAGAAUAUUUCAAGUAUAAAUCAUCAAGGAAGAGUUCAAGUGGCAAUGAAAAUGAUGAGCAAGACAGUGAUAAUGCUAAUAUGUCACCACAAUCUCCAGUAUCAUCUGAGGAAUGUGAUAGAACUGAUGGUUUUUCACAUGGUCCCUUUGGCUUGAAGCCUAGAUCAGCUUUUAGCCGCUCGUCUCGCCAGGAGUAUGGGGCAGCAGAUCCAGGAUUUACAAUGAGAAGAAAGAUGGAACAUCUACGGGAAGAACGAGAGCAAAUACGACAACUGCGCAAUAAUCUCGAAUCCAGGUUAAAAGUAAUUUUGCCUGAUGACAUUGGAGCUGCGCUGAUGGAUGGGGUUGUUCUUUGCCAUUUAGCCAAUCAUAUAAGGCCACGUUCUGUAGCUAGUAUUCAUGUGCCAUCACCAGCAAUGCCUAAAUUGAGCAUGGCAAAAUGUCGAAGAAAUGUAGAAAAUUUUCUUGAUGCUUGUAAAAAGUUGGGUGUCUCACAGGAAAAACUCUGUUUGCCUCAUCAUAUUUUGGAAGAGAGAGGUCUUGUGAAAGUUGGUGUCACAGUUCAGGCUCUUCUUGAAUUACCUACAACCAAGGCAUCUCAGCUUUCCACAGCUUGAUAGAACAUAUGAAAAUCCUAAGUGUGUAGUUUCAUUUAUUUGAAGUGAUUUCAGAUAUCUCAAAUUAAUGAAUAAGAAUGUCUAAUCAAAAAAUAUUUUUAUUAGUUCAAACCUUCAGUUUAAAAAAAAUUAGGUUAAACUAUCAAAAUUAAAUUUUGAGUUACCCAAACUUCUCUUGGGGAAAACUCGAUUAACCUAACAAGAGUUUCUGAUAAAUUCAAAUUCUUAUUUUACCAAUCAGUUGAUAGCCUUGAUUAUUUUUCAGAAAUCAGAUUGAUACUAAAUUUAAAGUGGGGUUUCAAUUUAAUAAUCACAUUAGGUUUAUUUUUUUUUAUAUCAUAGCAUACUAGUAAACACCUGGAUAAGGUAAUCAUUUUUUACCAGUUUAAGACAAUUCUAUGUUUGAGUUAUUUAAUAUACUUUUAAUUCUAGUUUAUAUACAACUUCUUCAAUCUUUGGUCUUAGUUUUCUAGAAAAAUAUGAGUAGCAAAUAAAGAACUCUGACUUUAUAUUAAAUUCCUUUAGUAGUAUAGGUUGGUGCCAAAAUAUUUUCAGUUGUACUUUAGAUUGUUUACAUGUGAAGUGCCUGUGUAAUUGAUCACUCUUAUAUAGUCUUAAGCAUUUUUGCAAUUUCUUUUUAUGUAAUAAUGAAAUAAAUGGAACUUUAAAAUAUUUUGGUAGAUUUUGUAAGGUCAGUAAUAUGUGAGGAUUUAAAUAUGCCUCACAUUGUGACAUUUGUGGUUUUUUAUUUAGUCCAUUGCAGUUUUCCUUAAAUUGGUUAUUUCAUGUUAUCAAAAAGAAAUUAAUAUGCUUAAUUUAUGCUAUUUAAUUUUGCAAAACUUAAUCAUCUUUUAAGGUGUAUUAUUUGAAGAGUAUUUUAUUUCUGUAUUGAAAAAUGAUACACAAAGCAGUAAGGUUUUUGAGAACUAGUAAAUUUGGCUUUAUGUCAUUCUUGACUUUCAAGGACAUUACAUUAGAGUUGCUGCUUUCAGUUGCAUUCAUGUUCAGGGAGCAGCAAUGGAGGAACAGAUUUUUAUUCGAAAUCUGGCUGUUUGUGGAUCCUGUAAAGAUUAUGCUCCUCAGUUAACAUGAUGUUGAAUCAAACACAGACCAUUCUAUAAAUAUUUUCAUAAGUACACUGUGUUACAUAAAGUCCUUGUUUAAUUUAGAGAUGAAUAAAUUUACAUUGGUAGUAGUGGAAAUUUUUCAAAAACAUUACUGUAAUGAAUAACUUUGUUUCCUAUUGAAGAAUCUUAGUAUAAUUACUUUUGUAGUAGCUAAGCAAGUGUUAUAUCUUAAAUAUGUGAUUAUUUGCACUUGUUACCUCUUAAUAUGGAUGCAACUUAUUAAAAAUGUUAGCCUGGGUAUUUCAAAGGGUAUAUAUAAAAGGUAAAAACUAGUGUGCCAAAUGGUAUAAUAAGGGUUGGUUUAGUAACAACUCUACUUUUUUUCAUCAGUUGGCAUGAAGCCAUAUAAUUACAUUUUGGUUUUAGAAUAGAGAUGUGUUCUUCAUAGUCCUCAAAGGUCAAAUUGGAGCUUAAACAAUUAAAGCCUCUUAUGAUGACAUGGUUUACAAAUUAAAUUAUUAGUAAUUUAUUACUUUAAAUAUUUGAGCUAAUUAGUUACUGUUUUUCAGUUGGAUCUAAAAAAACUCUCAUUGACAUAAUCUCCCUAGUGAAAACUUGGGUAAUAAAGGUAAGGAAUAGCAAAUAAAUAUCUUAAGUUACUAGUUUUUAUGUAGAAGUUUCACAAUGUUAAAAAUAAGUGACCAUUAAAAACUAUAGCCAUCAUUCAUACUGCUUUCAUAGUUAUCAUGCUAUAGGAUUCUUCUUAUUAAUGAAUCUAGAUGUUAAUUAUUUUACAAGUAUUUUCCUGUUUCAUGUCAUUGAAAUAUUAGUGAAAAUAUAGGUCAUUUAGUUACUGCAUUUUUCACUUUCUUGACACUUAAUUAUUAUUUUGAAGAGAACAUACACCAGAAUCUCACUCUAACAUUGUUUACUGCAAAGCAAAAUUAACCAUUUAAGUUGGGUCCAUCUGAGGUCCAUACAAUGGCAGUUUACUAUAGUGCCAAAAGACAGUACCACCUCUAAGGCAGUUUCAUACGUAGUCCCCAAGGACACAUUAUAUCAAGAGUCUGAUGUAUUUCUUUUAGUAGUUUUAAAAGUGUAAAUUUGAUUCUCAAUGGUUUUUAUGUAUCUGCUUCAUCAGUUAUUGAGUUAGGAAUGAUUACAGCUGCUUGAAUUGGGUUUGUGCUUUGAAGAGGGUUAAAUAAUUAAACUAAAACAUUUCAUUAGGCCCUUAAAAAUGCAGUAGGAAGUUAUUUCUGCUAAAUUUUAUUGUUGUAUGGCACAAGAGAGAAGUGAUGUUGGAUAUGUUAGAAUUCAAACAAGUGAAAAUGCAUUACCAUUUGUUUAAUAAUUAUCUUUACAGAAUGCUAGUUUGUUGACUUUUCUAACUGAAUUUUUUGAAUUCAGAAAUCUUUGUAUUGGUCACAGGUCUAUUAUGAUUGAUUUUCUGAUGCAUUUAAAAAUAAAUGGAACACUAAAUGUAUAUUACCGAUGCAAACUGUGGAUAAAGUUGAACGAAAAAUUUAAA